Molecule: messenger RNA, 1772 nt
Organism: Rosa chinensis
Lineage: Eukaryota; Viridiplantae; Streptophyta; Magnoliopsida; Rosales; Rosaceae
Exons: 2
Coding region: 423-764 (113 amino acids)
Biological process (GO): regulation of transcription by RNA polymerase II
Cellular component (GO): chromatin; histone deacetylase complex
Molecular function (GO): chromatin DNA binding; histone H3K9 demethylase activity; transcription coregulator activity
Source: RefSeq, a predicted model, not a curated record
UAUCAUCGAAAUUGUGUACUUAAUCCUCUUCCCAGAAAAAUAAGGAUUCCCACUCAUUCCAGUACUUGCUUAGGAAAAAAAAAACAAAAAGAAAAACACAUGUAAGCCAGUGGAGCUAGUCUUGUAUAAAAUGAUCAGUGAGGCUUCUUCAUCAUCGUCUUCCUACUCUUCCACAACAAAAUCCCAAACCUUGGUCACAAUUCCAUCAAAUCACCUUCACAAUUUCAUGGCGCCACUUUUGAAUUUCAAAUUUCUUCCUCAUAAUUUCCGCCAUAUCUGAAACCCCUUCUGUGAUCUCGGUUUCCCAAACACCCCUCUAAACAGAGAUCCACAAACCCUUUUCUCUCCAUCAACGAGUGACGGUCUGGCUUUGAUUCUUGCGAUGGCGGCGAUCGACAGAGACGGGUUGUUCUCUCGGGUUUAUGACAGAGAGCGGCGGCGGUGUGGUGGAGAAGGGCGGCGAGGGUAUUUUGGGAAUUGAAGACGAAGAGCCGACUCUGACUCUGGCCGUGAUGUUGAAGCGGCUGCGUCGGAAAAAGAAGAUGGGGAAGGGUAUUAUGGAGGGUUUAGAGCGUAAAGAUUUGAUCUUUGGUGAUCGAAUUGAAGGGCAAAAGGGGAAAGGCGAAGAGGGAAAGAUUGUUCAGAGGAAUGGUGUGGGAACUAGGAGGCUGAGGUCUUCUUCUGCAAAGUCAAAGUUUGAAUGGAAAGCAGAUAAAGAUGGAAGCAUUCGUUGCCCCCCAGAGCACAUGGAAGGUUGCGUGUAGAAAAGCAGCUUGUAGAGGUGCUCCGAAGGGGUGGUCCAAGGGCUGAAAGCAUUCAACCCGAGGAUUUUGAGCAUUUUCAGAGGCAUUGGAUGAGGUGUGAGCCUGUUAUUGUGAGCUGUCAAACCUGACUUGGGGCCAAAGACAUACAUUGCAUAUGGGGUUGCUCAGGAACUUGGACGCGGAGAUUCUGUGACAAAGCUUCACUGUGAUAUGUCUGAUGCAGUUAACAUUCUGACCCAUGCUACUGAAGUGACCCUUGAACCUAAACAUCUUGCUGCUAUAGAAGAGUUGAGAGAAAGCACAGGGAACAAGACCCAAAAAGAGAUUUUCGGAAAUUUUGGUCAAAGGAGACUCACUUGCAUGGAAGAAGAAGUUGAUGAUGCAGGUGAAGGAGGUGCUCUAUGGGACAUUUUCCAGGUACAGGAUGUUCCAAAGCUGGACCAAUACAUAAAGAAGCAUUGUAGGCCAUUGAAAUUGGUGUUGUUCAUCCGAUACAUGAUCAGACUAUUUAUCUGACUGUGGAGCACAAAAGAAAGCAUUGGUAUUACAUUGGAUAAGAUGGUUUUCCAUUUGUUUUCAGAGAAGUCGGUCAGUGUUCUUGUAAUACACAAAAACAGGAAGACAUUGCACAAAACAGAGUUCACGUAUAAGCCCAAAAUUACUUCGAUUGAAACUCAUCAUUAAUAAGAGAUCCAAACGGGACCUCUUAAGUGUGAUAUUGAAUGCUUUUAAACAGUAGGGUUUCGAGGAACCAUGAUAACGUAAUGUCUCAUAGAGCUGAAGUGUGAAUGUAUCCUCAAUUUUGAAUGAACGCGACAUUACAAUAAUUUACUUUCAACUUUUGAGAUUAACCAUGUAUAGCAUUUCCAUAUCACCACAACAAACAGAUAAUUGUACUCUUCAGAAUCACAUUACUACUGUGAAUACCGGGUUGACAAAAGAUCAACCAUUUGAAACUUGAAGGGAGGCUGUUACAGAACUUACAGUUACAAUCGCUCCUAGUGAAAG